AAUCUCAGUCCUCUGAGAACCCUAAUCUAGGGUUAGGGUUUUCAGAUUUCAGAUCCAAUCUAACCAAACCCCCAAAUUAGGGCUAGGGUUUUCAGAUUUCAAAAAAAUGGCGCUUUCAGAGGGGGUGGUGAAGAAGGUCCUCCUUUCUUACGCUUACGUCUCCGUCUGGAUCUUCCUCUCCUUCACCGUCAUCGUCUACAACAAGUACAUCCUCGACCGGAAAAUGUACAACUGGCCGUUUCCCAUCUCCCUCACCAUGAUCCACAUGGCCUUCUGCUCCUCCCUCGCAUUCCUCCUCGUCCGCGUCCUCCGCCUCGUCGACGCCGUCUCCAUGUCCCGCGACCUCUACCUUAAGUCCGUCGUCCCCAUCGGCGCCCUCUACGCCCUCUCCCUCUGGUUCUCCAACUCCGCCUACAUCUUCCUCUCCGUCUCCUUCAUCCAGAUGCUCAAGGCCCUCAUGCCCGUCGCGGUCUACUCCAUCGGCGUCGCCUUCAAAAAGGACGCCUUCAAGAGCGACACCAUGCUCAACAUGGUCUCCAUCUCCGUUGGCGUUGCCAUCGCGGCUUACGGGGAGGCGAAAUUCAACUCAUGGGGAGUCACAUUGCAGCUGUUGGCCGUGGCGUUCGAGGCCACGAGGUUGGUUCUGAUUCAGAUUCUGCUUAAUGCUAAGGGUAUUAGCUUGAAUCCGAUUACUUCACUUUACUAUGUUGCGCCGUGUUGUUUCGUCUUCUUGUGCGUGCCGUGGGUCAUUGUUGAGCUGCCGGUGUUGAGGCAGACCUCGAGUUUUCACUUUGAUUUCGUGAUUUUUGGGACAAAUUCACUGUGCGCAUUUGCGUUGAAUCUGGCGGUGUUUCUGUUAGUGGGAAAGACAUCUGCUUUGACUAUGAAUGUUGCUGGGGUUGUCAAAGAUUGGCUUUUGAUUGCAUUUUCGUGGUCUGUGAUCAAGGAUACCGUGACACCUAUCAAUUUGAUGGGGUACCUGAUUGCGUUUGGCGGUGUUGCGUACUACAAUCAUGCCAAAUUGCAGGGGCUUAAGGCGGCCGAGGCGCAGAGGAAGUCUCAACAGAACAAUGUGGAGGCCGGUAGGUUGUUGGAGGAGAGGGACGGAGAAGGGAACGGAAAGAAGAGUGAGACUAAGGAUUGAUUUUCAAACAGAUAAAUUCAACACUGUGAGUGCGAAAUAUGGAGAUAGCGAAUUAGAUCAAAGAUAAUCGAGGAAGGAAAUGGAAAGCUUGUUACUUGGUCCGAGUUAGCAGCUAUUGUUUGGGGGUAUGUGGUGUUAGAUAAUUGUGUUUUACUUGCUCUUUGUUCUUGGUCAUAUUUUUGUUUUUAUAUCGAAUAGUUCAAUUUAGCUGCGGUCAAUUUCAAUUACCGGGGGGUUUGAUGUUUGAUCAUCGCCGUGCAUUGUGGCAAUUUAUCUUUAUGAGUAGGAAAUUAUAAAUGUUCUCAGACUCGUAAUUAGUUUACAAAGAGAGCUUAAACUCAUUGAGUAAAUCAAUAUUAAUGUGCUUUAUUCUUA
Molecule: messenger RNA, 1519 nt
Organism: Pyrus x bretschneideri (Chinese white pear)
Lineage: Eukaryota; Viridiplantae; Streptophyta; Magnoliopsida; Rosales; Rosaceae
Product: probable sugar phosphate/phosphate translocator At4g32390
Exons: 1
Coding region: 107-1144 (345 amino acids)
Cellular component (GO): endosome; Golgi apparatus; trans-Golgi network
Molecular function (GO): antiporter activity
Source: RefSeq, a predicted model, not a curated record